UGUAGCAAAAGAGAAAGUAACUAUGUUGCUGCUGGAGAUCAAUGAAGCCAAGUGAAUGAGGGCUGAAUGUGCGAAUCCACAGCCGAAGCGGAGCGCCAGAUAGUGGAGGGUUACACUUAUUUAUGAAACUGUCUUGAGUUCUUCUUGAAUUGCCAGUUUUCAGCCUCCUCAUGCCUCCGUCUCCUUUAGACGACAGGGUAGUGGUGGCACUGUCUAGGCCUGUACGACCUCAGGAUCUCAACCUUUGUUUAGACUCUAGCUACCUUGGCUCUGCCACCCCUGGCAGUACCAGCCACCCUCCUGUCAUCGCCACCACCGUUGUGUCCCUAAAGGCUGCGAAUCUGACGUAUAUGCCCUCAUCCAGCGGCUCUGCCCGCUCCCUGAAUUGUGGAUGCAGCAGUGCCAGCUGCUGCACUGUGGCAACCUACGACAAGGACAAUCAGGCCCCAACCCAAGCCGUUGCCGCCGGCACCACCACCACCACCACCAUUGGAAGCUCUACCACCUGCCCGGCCAACCAGAUGGUCAACAACAGUGAGAACGCAGGCUCGCUAAGUCCACCAGGUGGGGUGGGCAGCCCUGUGUCAGGGACCCCCAAGCAGCUAGCCAGCAUCAAAAUAAUCUACCCCAAUGACUUGGCAAAGAAGAUGACCAAAUGCAGCAAGAGUCACCUGCCGAGCCAGGGCCCCGUCAUCAUUGACUGCCGGCCCUUCAUGGAGUACAACAAGAGUCACAUCCAAGGAGCUGUCCACAUUAACUGUGCCGAUAAGAUCAGCCGGCGGAGACUACAGCAGGGCAAGAUCACUGUCUUAGACUUGAUUUCCUGUAGGGAAGGCAAAGACUCUUUCAAGAGGAUCUUUUCCAAAGAAAUUAUAGUUUAUGAUGAGAAUACCAAUGAGCCGAGCCGAGUGAUGCCCUCCCAGCCACUGCACGUAGUUCUCGAGUCCCUGAAGAGAGAAGGCAAAGAACCUCUGGUGUUGAAAGGUGGACUUAGCAGUUUUAAGCAGAACCAUGAAAACCUCUGUGACAACUCCCUCCAGCUCCAAGAGUGCCGGGAAGUGGGGAGCGGUGCGUCCGCGGCCUCGAGCAUGCUACCUCAGUCCAUCCCCAGCACCCCCGACAUUGAGAAUGCAGAGCUGACGCCCAUCUUGCCCUUCCUGUUCCUCGGCAAUGAACAGGAUGCCCAGGACCUGGAUGUGAUGCAGCGGCUGAACAUUGGCUACGUCAUCAACGUCACCACUCACCUACCCCUGUACCACUACGAGAAAGGCCUGUUCAACUACAAGCGGCUGCCUGCGACUGACAGCAACAAGCAGAACCUGAGGCAGUACUUUGAAGAGGCUUUUGAGUUCAUUGAGGAAGCUCACCAGUGUGGGAAGGGGCUGCUCAUCCACUGCCAGGCUGGGGUGUCCCGCUCUGCCACCAUUGUCAUCGCUUACUUGAUGAAGCAUACGCGGAUGACCAUGACUGAUGCUUAUAAAUUUGUCAAAGGCAAACGACCAAUUAUUUCCCCAAACCUUAACUUCAUGGGGCAGUUGCUGGAGUUUGAGGAAGACCUAAACAACGGUGUGACACCACGAAUCCUUACGCCAAAGCUGAUGGGUGUGGAGACGGUUGUGUGACAAUAGUCUGGCUGGAAAGGAUGACUGUUCUCCAUUAGGAGACGAAGAGGAAGGAGGAUGGAUUCUUUCUUUUCUUUUUUUCUGUCUUUUUUUUUUUUAGAUGGGGUAAAGUUUGUGAAUGGAAACAAACUUGUUUAAAACUUUUUAUUUUUAACAAGUGUGAGAAGAAUUUAACUUUUGAUGCCGUUGAGAUUUACUUCCCGCCAACUGACAAAGCAGGGAGGCUAAAGACGUAAUUUUUUUAAGUCAACAAUAAAAAUGUAACAAAAUUUGUUUCUUCCCCUUUUCCUUUUAAGCUAUUUGUAGAGUUUACGAUUAACUAGUCUGUGCAGGUUCAUAGACCGAAGAUACUACACUUUAAACCAAUUAAAAAGAACCCAAAGUACGUAGAAAAGACGUUGAAUCAUGAAGACCUGGGAUCUGCCUGGGCUGUCCUUACGAAAACAAAAAACCCAACCAAACCAAGCCCUGCUGUGCUCACUGGUGCAAAGAGAUGAUCAGGGCAGCUUAAGUGGUCUAAGAACCCUUCACAUUCUUUAAAGAGACAAAGGAUACUGUUGAUUUUGUGUGUUUCGUACUCUGGAUUACUUUUUCCCCCUCUCCGGGUUUAAGAGAUUUUUUGAAAUAGCAAGGAACUGACCAUUAUACCAUAUGCCUUCACUGGCUUCUUGUGCAAUAAUAUGGUGUUUUGAGUGUGCAAGUGAGUUAGAGCUGGCAGCUGAAUGAUAGACAAAUAGUGCAAAGUUGCCAGCUUGGAGAUGGAAAGGAAUUAAACAAAACCAAUUACUUUCUUUCCCACCUUUUUCCUUUGUUUAACUUUUUUUUUUUGAUUUGAUUCUGGUUACAGUGCCAUAAACCUUGUUACAUAUGUAUAUCAGAAUGUAAAAAAAAAAAAGACAAAAAUUUAUUUAAAAAUAUUUUUCUCAAAAAAAACUUGGUGUGUUUCUG
Messenger RNA from Lagenorhynchus albirostris (white-beaked dolphin), 2570 nucleotides. It is a transcript of the gene DUSP10, whose product is annotated as dual specificity phosphatase 10. The record is from RefSeq and is a predicted model, not a curated record. Gene Ontology annotation, molecular function: MAP kinase tyrosine/serine/threonine phosphatase activity; protein tyrosine/threonine phosphatase activity. Gene Ontology annotation, cellular component: cytosol; cytoplasm. The transcript is spliced from 4 exons. Lineage: Eukaryota; Metazoa; Chordata; Mammalia; Artiodactyla; Delphinidae. Gene Ontology annotation, biological process: negative regulation of JUN kinase activity; protein dephosphorylation. Bases 171 to 1622 code for a protein of 483 amino acids.